Molecule: messenger RNA, 1427 nt
Organism: Fomitopsis serialis
Lineage: Eukaryota; Fungi; Basidiomycota; Agaricomycetes; Polyporales; Fomitopsidaceae
Exons: 2
Coding region: 367-1194 (275 amino acids)
Source: RefSeq, a predicted model, not a curated record
ACCGGCCAUCUGCACAAAUGGCUCCUCAACUGAUCCACCCGCCCUCUUUUCAUCCUCCCUGCCCUCCCUCGCACCGCCCCCCACCAUGUCCCUCUCGUCCUCGCCCGAGUCCCUCGCGUCGCCCGCGACCCCUCCCGCACUCGCAGCGGCGCAUGAGCUAGAAGUCAUCGCGGGCGAGAGUGCGGUUGAGGACAGCCCUGUAUGCGUCGGCCAGCGCGUCCGCUUCGAGGCAGACUGCGUGCUCAUCCCAGACCCGAGCCCUGUCUCCCGCAUGCCCCGUCUGGUGACAAAGUCGUAUGCUGUCCCGCUCUGGCGCAAGCGCAACCAGAGCCAGGAGCCAUGUUCCGUGUCUGACUCGAGACUGAGAUGCGCGACGACGGCCACGUCGUCUUCAAAGUCUCUGUGCCAAGUAUUGCCAUCCGGACGCGCUCUCCAUCGCGUGCUGAACUCGCCCAUCAGCCUCUUGUGCCCUGCCUUGUUCACAACCACGAUCACACUUCCGACCCUACGGUUCCACCAUCCUCAUUUCCUCAAACUCGGCGCCGACCUCUCCGAGCCGCGUCUGUACCAUCUUCAUCGCACCCGAUCCCGAACGCCCAGAUCAUCACCGUCCCCCUCCGCCCCUGCUGCCCAGACUGUAUCUUAUCGACCGAGGCGUGCCUUCGCCAGGGCACGCACUGGCAGGAAAACUUCACGCGCGGCGCACUGCGUUUGCGAAGGCGCGCAUCCGCGUCGGACGCGAGGAGCGACUUCAGUGCGCAUCGCAGGCUCUACGAUACCUUGCCCGGGUUCGACGCCGUCAUCGGGGGCCUGGCAGUAGACGAGGUCGACAAGAUCGGCAAGGCAAGGGGUGCACGCCUCCCGGCUGUGCCUUUGGCGGAGACGGACGACGAGGAUGGCGCCCUGUUGCCUAGUCUAUCAAGGAAUGCGUCCACAUCCCGGUUGCCUGACACUAGCGGGCGUCUUGUCAAGGCACCGUUUCACGCGAAGGCGGUCUCUGCGGACGCGGAGCAUGGGUUCUUCGAUAUACCAGAUUUUUCGCCGGUCGACGACGAUCUUGCCUCCUCCCUCCUUGCAACAGGCCUCCGCGCCAGGAAUGCGAGGGCGCUCGGGUCCCCUGCCGUCGCUCGUGUCCGCGCACCCCGGGAGAUUUCGACAAUGGUGCAUUCCCCUAUGGAGGAGCUCUUGGGCUGAGCUCGAGCCCAGUGCCGAUACCACAGAGUGUUUCGAGACCUAUCGUGACGGCGUCGUCGUCUCAGCCAUCCUUGAACGAGGACUACGGCGGAUCCCCCAGGAGUCAGCGCCGCCCGUCGGUCAACCAGCGACGGCCCCAUCUGCAUCUGCCCGCCCCGUCGUCGUUCCUGAAGGUCGGCGUGGACAUGCUGAGAGGUGUCACGAUGAGUGCGGGGACACCCCUCUCUGUGUGA